Molecule: messenger RNA, 1278 nt
Organism: Ascochyta rabiei
Lineage: Eukaryota; Fungi; Ascomycota; Dothideomycetes; Pleosporales; Didymellaceae
Product: Carrier protein, mitochondrial
Exons: 2
Coding region: 1-1278 (425 amino acids)
Biological process (GO): mitochondrial transmembrane transport
Source: RefSeq, a predicted model, not a curated record
AUGGCGACGGCCACUCAGCGGGCCGAGGAUGUGGACGUCAUCAAAGGCGCCGACGAGGUGUCGCUGCCCCAGAAGAUGCUUUCGGCCGUGUCUGGGAGCAUUCUGACAUCGUUACUGGUCACGCCCCUCGACGUCGUCCGCGUCCGUCUACAGUCGCAAGAAACACCGCAAAAAACAUCGUCGCACACUUCCCGCGGAUUCAAUGGCUCCACUCUUGGCCAGUUCCGCGACCUGCCGCCAAACACGGGCAUCUCGGCUUGCUGUAGAGAGGUGUUCUGGAUGAACAACAAGGCGCCUUUCUGCGUAGCUGGGCCAACCAUGGCGCCGAUCAACCCAGCCGAUCUGAGCUGCGCGGUCGAAGAGGUGCAACGGAGGACCAUCAAUAGUACCUGGGACGGGUUACGAAAAAUUGCACAGAACGAAGGACCACGGACACUAUGGCGAGGACUGUCACCGACUCUGGUCAUGGCAGUCCCUGCGAACGUCAUCUAUUUCGCAGGUUACGACUGGUUACGAACAGCUCAGGCGUCGCCUUUCCGCCAGGCCAUCCCGGACGCGUACAUACCUUUGGUAGCAGGCGCCUCAGCUCGCACAAUGGCCGCUAUCACUGUCAGCCCCAUUGAGAUGUUCAAAACCAGGAUGCAGUCAGCAAACCACACAGCCACCGCUGCAGGGCACUUUCGCGAAACAAUGGACGGGUUGAGGGAGAUGGUGGGCUCACAAGGUGUUUUCAGCCUAUGGAGAGGUCUCACUUUGACCCUCUGGCGUGACGUACCCUUCUCUGCGAUCUACUGGUGGGGCUACGAAGCCACGAGAAACGCCUUGACUGAUGCCAGGGGACGAGCGGAUGCCAGGAACGACGGUUUCGAGUUCCGCAUGGGCCGAGGGGAAGAGAAGCUCAAGCGACGAAGCCGGUCGCGGAGCCGAGAGAAUCCAAAAGACACCAUCGUUGACAGCUUUAUUGCCGGCGCUGCUUCUGGUGGAGUUGCGGCAUUCGUCACCACACCGUUCGACGUCGGCAAGACCAGACAGCAAGUCGUACAGCACGCAGGCAAAGCCGCCAAGGACGCUGUCGAGACUGUACGACCAGAAGAUCAGUCUAUGCCUCGAUUCCUUAUGCACAUCUACAAAGAGCAAGGGAUGUCUGGACUGUUCAAGGGAUGGGCGGCUCGAUCACUGAAGAUUGCACCUGCUUGUGCGAUUAUGAUCAGCUGCUACGAGCUAGGUAAGAAAGUCUUCAACGAUGCAAACGAGCGCAAACAUCUCGAACGAUCGUGA